Molecule: messenger RNA, 2188 nt
Organism: Patiria miniata (bat star)
Lineage: Eukaryota; Metazoa; Echinodermata; Asteroidea; Valvatida; Asterinidae
Product: development-specific protein LVN1.2-like
Exons: 6
Coding region: 109-795 (228 amino acids)
Biological process (GO): cell-matrix adhesion
Cellular component (GO): lysosome; extracellular region
Molecular function (GO): calcium ion binding
Source: RefSeq, a predicted model, not a curated record
GGUCCUUCGUACGUUCCGACACUUGUUGAGUUGGCGGCACUGCAGACGAAGUGAAAGUUUCGCUCGAGUUACUUCCUUGGCACAAGUUGGGUAAAGAGUCUGACAAACAUGGCCCUGAAAUUGGUUGCGUUUCUGCUGCUGGUUGCUCUGGCAACGAGCUAUGCUGAGGUGAAGCCAUGCUGCUACCCCGACCAGUACGAGAUUUCUACAGGCACCCAGGCUGGCCUGAGUCACCAGGGCCACGGCACCGGUUACAGCGUUCAUUCUACCUCCGCCGUGGACGCUUUGGACAAGAAAGUCGGCGAACGUGGCACCUUCUACGCAGAGGAUGGAACGCCUUACGAAUUCCAGACCAUCAAAGACUACGGCAUGGGUGUUGAGUACAAGAUUGACCCCACACACAUGCAUUGCGAAACAGUGAAACUGGAGGGUACCAUGACUACAUGUGUCGGCGACAACGCCACCUAUUCUUCUUCCAGUUACCUUGGCAACAACGCGCUGACCAUCGACUGCUUUAUCUACUUCUUCAACUACGUGGGCUACGUGGUUGGACAGCAAACCGUGUCUGUCACCCAAGGUGACUGCCUGCCGACUAGCUACAGCUUCUCCGGCUCCCUCGGAGGGGGCAAAGACAAAACCGACAUCCUGACUACUACUGGAUUCUACAACUACGUGGCUAGCAUCUCCGACCCAAGCAAGUACUUCGAGGUGCCCGACUACUGCGCUUUGGACAAGGCUAAGAGCUCCGAGAUGUGGGAUAUGCUCCGCUACAAAGACAUUCCCUUCAAGUUUUAAGUGCGCCGGACAGCUUCAAUCCAGACGACUUCGGAAUGGAAUUGACGGUUGAGAAUCCCCAAACAUUUGCAAGGGGUUUGAACAAUAAUGAGUCCCUGUUUAAAUUUGAUGGCUCGGUAGGUUUAAAAACUGCACACUGAUUUCCCUGUUUUUUUCCUCAAAGUACCCGUUACCAAAUAUUAAUUCCAAAUAAAUAUUUUACUUAGUGGUUUUAUGUUGUUGUUUUUUGGGAGAAGUUUUCCAUUUUAAUUAAUGUCGGUCAAUUGAAAUUAAUUUUCUUUGCGUUCCACACAAAACUAUUUUCCCCAAAGAGAAAUUUGUUGAGAGUUCUUGCAGCUGAUUAAUGUUUAAUGUUGCUAAGAGAGCAAAAAAGUGAUGUGCCAAAAGUAAAUUUUCAUUAAUUCCGAACUCUGAAUAAAUUAUUGAGGCUGACAAGUGAGGAAGAUUAUACAAGCUUGGGCAGAAAUUCCAUGUAGACAUGUUUUAAAGGUAAUUAAAUUGAUUAAUUAAACAAGGUGGAAGUUAACAUUUGGAAGUGUGCAUUUUAAAUCCUGACUCAACGACAUUUAAACAGGGAUGUUAAUAUUAAGACCACGCGGUAUAUUUUUUUGCGCUCGCACGUAGUUAAGUUUCGCUUUUUAUAGUUAUUUGGAGACGAUUCAACUUGUAUCCAGCUUUUUUUUGUCUCGGAUGAUCUUCAAAAAGGUUAAUGGCAUUUCCCUGAGAAAAAGGGAUCUUUGAGAAAUUGUUAAUUUUUUUGGAAAUUACAGUUUUGAGAACCUGGCGAGACUGAGUUUUUUUCAUCAAGGGGUGUUAACAUUUCUUCUCCGUUGCCUAGCCUAGAAAGGUCGCUUGUGUUUACUACUAUAUAUGCUUGCUUUAAGUUUUAUUCUAAUGGAUUUAAGAACAAGUACUCUGCCGAUGUCCCUUUUUAGGUUAAGACCUUUGCUGUAAACGCAAACUUACUUGAUGAAAGUCAUUGCAUGUUUAAUCCGAACAACCCAAGCAACAGCAGUUUCAGCAAUGAAGCAAGUUCAAACUUGUUGAGCAAUUGGUCAGAAACCGUCAAGAACCAGAAAAAUAUAAAACAAUAUGGUCGACGCUAUGUUCAGUAACAAUGACUUAUUACUUAAAAAAAAAAUAAAGAAUUUAAAUAUUUCUGCAGGACAAUCCUAUUUCUUCAAAAUGAUACAAACGAUUUUUGUAACGGAUUGAAUGUUUGUUCAGGCAUUUGCAAGAUUGAUGAUUUACUUUGACUUUCAGAAUUCUGUUUCUUGUAUGGCUAGAAAUGUUUUUACAGACAUUGUGUGUAGUUUUCCUCUAAACAUAAACAUCUAUUUUUUAUAAUUCAUUGACUUUGCAAAUAAAGGUAGUUUAGUUCAAAAAAACGUUU